Paramecium sonneborni is the source of this 2020-nucleotide messenger RNA. NCBI's taxonomy places the organism in Eukaryota, Ciliophora, Oligohymenophorea, Peniculida, Parameciidae. The record is from the annotation of a GenBank genome assembly.
AUGGAGCAAUAUACCUGGCUUGAAUUUUGUGUUAAACCAUCCCUCAUUAAAGAAUAUGUAUAUCAACUCUAUCUAAAUAGAUGAAAGCUUAAGAUUUACCCAAUUAAAGAGCACUCUUUUAAAUAUAUCUAGAUCAUCUUCAAUCUGUAUGUUAUGAAGAUUCAAAAUUCUAAGGAAAGAAAUUUAAAAGACUCUUAUAAGUCAUUUAUCAAAUUAAUGACACAUAUACACCUAUACUAAGUGAUUUCUCUAAAAAGAAUCUAUAAUUUGAACUUGUCUAACAUUAUUUCAAAGAAGCUUAAUAAACCGAAUACUAUAAAUUAUUAUUUUCAGCAUACACUCUAGAAUAUUUAACUGAAUAUAUCCUACAUAAAGAAAUCACUCCCGAAAGAUUGAAUUCAAUGAUUAAUCUUAAGGAAUUAGAAACCUUUUUGACUAUCUCUACAGAACCUAUUGCUAUUCUCAAUGUUUAAAGAUUAAUUGAAUUCUAUAUGCUUUAAGAAGAACAUAACAUUGAACAUCUAUUUUCUAUUCAUGAUAAACUUCAUAAAACCUUAGCUGAAUUCCCAGUUGCUUAUUCUACUCAAAAAAUUGAAGAUUACAGAUAUAUUAUCUUAUAAAGUAAAGAUGAGUUAUCUCCUGUUACUGAUUCUGAUGAAUCAUAAGAUUAAUAGACUGUUUCAAGAUAAAACAAACCAGCUAAUAGAUCUUUUAUUGAAAAAGAAAUUUUAGAUGGACCUAGUAGUACUAGAAUCAUUGUUAUCUAUCUUUAAAAUGGCAUAUCCACUAAUAAUAGAGAAUUACUCUUAUAAUUAUAAAGAAUAGUCAAUGGAGCUGAUCCGCUUGUUGAUAAAUUAAUCACUAUUUUCUUAAAAAACUGUUCUAUUCCAGACAUAGAUCAAAUAAUUAGACAAUUAGAUAUUGCUGCAAUCUCAGAAAUUAAUAUUAUCAGUAUUGUUGCUUAAUUAAUAUGUAAAUUUGCUAAUGGAAAUAAAGAUGUUACCAAAGUACUCAUAAAUCUGAUAAAUAAAUUCUAUAAAACUUUAUAAGAUUAAACUAGAACUUUACAGGAUUAAGUUAAAAGUAUUUCAGAAUUUGUAGAUAUCAUUUAAAAAUUACCUAUAUCUAUGCCCUGCAAAAUCGAUUAAUAUAAUUAAAAUGUCUAAUUAGCUUUAUCAUUAAUUUUAAGUCACUCUGAUAUAAAAUUAUUGCUUGAACCUAUUUAGGAAUUAUUUACUAAUUGUUUGGACAAUCUAACUUUUUUUAUUGAAAAUUGCUUAUCAAAAUUUAUUUUAGAAUAAAUUUAAGCUUUAAUUCUCAAAUCUAUUACAGAAUACAAUCCAUUAGAUUUCAAUAAUUAUUAUUCCUUAAUGCCCAUUUUAAAUUAAGAUUAUCCAUCCUUUGAAAUUAAAUUACCUCAUGAUGUCAAAGUUAAGUUAUUGAUCAAAUCUUUUAAAAGAGAAAAAAUUGUCACAAUCCAAUAAUUUGAUCAAAGUCAAUUAGAAGAUAAAUUAUAAUUCAAAUAUUCAAAAUUAUACAAAAAAUAAUCCCUAUUUCAUUAUAAAAAUUAAUAAUAUAAUAAAUCUAUUAGAUAAAUCGUUAAAUAUUUUGAAGCUUAUCUAUAUAGUCCACAAUUUGAAGUAAGAUAAUAUAUAGCUGAAAUUAGAGUUUUAGAAUGUCUUUUUUAAAACUUUAAAUCUAUUGGAGGUAUUUAAAUAAAUAAUUAAAAGCAUCCACACAUUCCUUAAUUGCAAGUUAAUUUAUAUGUUAUACUUUGGAAAAUGCAAUAUUUGAAAAUUUAGAUAUAUCUGAAGAAUUGGCUUAAUUCUUUUUUGACGGAAGAAUGAUAGAAAAGAUUUGUGCUGCAAAUCGUCAUAAUUAACCUUUACUGAAAUUAAUGGUUGAAAGACUUUAAGAUCCAGAUUGCUAUGUGUUUAAAACGAAUAAUUUAUUAUUGUAAACUUAAGAGAAAUACUUAUCGCUGUUUAUAAAUUAUUUAAGUGAAAAAAUGGUAAUAUGA